Messenger RNA from Cotesia congregata, 2008 nucleotides. Lineage: Eukaryota; Metazoa; Arthropoda; Insecta; Hymenoptera; Braconidae. The record is from the annotation of a GenBank genome assembly.
UCCAGACAUUGCCAUGGACUGGUCGGACCACGCACUUUGGUGGCCUAAAAGAAAUCACUGGCUCACCAGAACAAGGAGCACUUUAGAUCAGUACGGAGUUGCGGCAGAUGCUCUUUUACAUUUUACACCGAUGCACAAAACACUUCGUGUACAAUUGCCAGACAUGCGUUAUCUUGAUUGUCGAGUUGAUUUCUCCGUCAAGACUUUUAAUACUGUUAUAAAUCUAUGUAAAGAAUUAGGAAUAAGACAUCCAGAAGAACUAUCAUUUUGCAAACCCCUUGAGCCUAAUCACUUGAAGUACAACUUAAAAGAUCUGCCAGCGAAAAAGAAGAUAGAAAAUCAAAAGAACGGACAUUGGAACGUGCCAGCGGAUACAAACACUUUUAUCCCAGUCAGUCAAAGUCCACAAGGAUCGAAUGGAAGUUUAGAUCAGAGCAGUCCUUUUAUGUGCGCUCCAGUCACCCCGAACAAUAGGAAUCACAGCACGCCCAUCAGUUCUCCAGUUUCACAUACGGGCACUUGGAAGAGGAAUAAUAAUUCAUCAGGAUUCGGGAGUACCGGUUCAUUCAACGCAAACAAUAGUACAAUGAGUUUAGAGGCAUUAAACGGUGGGAUGACCGAGUCAUUGGCUCAGAGCCCAUCCGCGGCAUCACCAGACGUCCAUGCCAAACUAAUAAAACCUAAAAAUCUGGUGGAACGCGCACGGAUGAACGUCGCAUGGCUCGACUCCUCUCUCUCAAUAAUGGAACAAGGCAUUAGAGAAUUUGACAUUCUCAGACUUAGAUUUAAAUUUUAUUCGUUUUAUGAUUUAAAUCCCAAAACUGAUGCUGUUAGAAUCAAUAUGAUUUAUGAGCAAGCUAAAUGGCAGCUUCUUGCCGAAGAAAUUGAUUGUACCGAAGAAGAGAUGCUGAUGUUCGCAGCUCUGCAGGUACAAGUGAAUCUCCAGGCAAGUAUGCCACAGCCGAGUUACGAGAGCAAUGGAUCAUCAUCGCUGAUUGAAGAUGAUAUUGAUGCAGCACUUACGGAUUUACAAGUCAGUCUCGAAGGUAGCAGUAUCAGUAAUGGAACCAGCGAUGUUACUCAAGUACCAGAGCUCUGUGAUUAUCUUCGGUUCUUCAAACCAAAACGUUUUACGCUCAAGGCAUUUAAGCGUUACUGGUUUACAUGCCGAGAUCUACAGCUCAGAUUGUAUAAAACACGCGAGGAGAGCCACAGUUCUGAGGCACCAGCUUAUAUUAUUAAUUUACGGGGAUGCGAAGUCACACCUGACGUUCAUCUCUCUCAAGGCCGUUAUGGGAUUAGAUUAGAGGUCCCUAGUGCUGAUGGAAUGACGGAAAUGUGGAUUAGAUGUGAUACGGAACAACAAUAUGCCAAGUGGAUGGCUGCUUGCCGGUUGGCUGCUAAAGGCAGAUCAUUAGCAGACUCUUCCUACGAAAGCGAAGUUAAUAGUAUCAGCGCCUUCCUACAAUUACAAAGACCAGCUCCAGCACCUGCGAUUAAUCCUAGUUCACUUAAUAUUACACCUGAAGACUAUGUUGCGCCCAGAUAUUCCAAGAAACUUAGAGGAAAACUGGUACAAAGAAUCUUGGAAGCACAUGCAAAUGUCAAAGAUCUUCCAUUAGUCGAUGCUAAAUUAAACUACAUAAAAGCAUGGCAAUCACUGCCUGAAUAUGGCAUUUCAUUGUUCGUCGUACGAUUCACCGGAAAAAAUAAAGACGAAUUACUCGGCAUCGCAAAUAAUCGACUUAUGCGUAUGGAUUUGCACAGUGGAGAUCAUUUGAAAACAUGGAGAUACAAUACAAUGAAGGCCUGGAAUGUUAAUUGGGAAGUCAAACACAUGAUGGUACAAUUCGAAGAAGAGAAUAUAAUUUUCGAGUGCCAAUCGGCAGAUUGUAAAGUCGUACAUGAAUUUAUUGGAGGCUAUAUAUUUUUAUCAAUGCGUUCCAAAGAAGCUAAUCAAACGUUAAACGAAGAAAUGUUCCACAAAUUAACCGGUGGAUGGGUUUAA